Molecule: messenger RNA, 2955 nt
Organism: Pseudo-nitzschia multistriata
Lineage: Eukaryota; Bacillariophyta; Bacillariophyceae; Bacillariales; Bacillariaceae
Source: the annotation of a GenBank genome assembly
CUGAGAAAAAGAGGCCUUUCGAAAGUCGGCGCAAGGCAACCAAGCAUCGUUCCUUUGGGUCAUCAAGAGCGAUCAAGAACCAGCAAAACACUACCAUCCACAAAGAAUGGCUCGGGACCAACCAACCGAGGGAGAGGAGACCCCCACGCCCUGCCUCGACCGCGGWGAGGCCACUGCCAAUGACGGCGAGAACGACAAUGUCACCACGCAAGACGAUGGCAGCGGCAACGAGAACAGCAACACCAACGGCGACAGCAACGACGACAGCAACGAUAAAAACAACAACAACGACGACAACAACAACGACGACGCUGCGGACGGUGCACGUUCCGACGAACCGGAGUGCGACGAGGAAGGCCUCCGGCUGGAAUACGACGUGGUCCUCUACGGGACGGGACUGGUGCAGUCGAUCCUGGCAAGCGCCCUGUCCCGGGCCGGAAAGUCCGUCCUGCACUGCGACGGAGCGGACCACUACGGGGGGCUGGACGCCGUCUGGACCCUCCCCGAGGUGGAGGCCCUGAUCCGCGGGGAGGGCUCUGGCGGCACCGGUGUGGACGGCGUCAGCGGCAGCGAGCGGGGAACGGGGGAAUCCCCGGAGGGCCUCCUGUCGCUGGUUCCGGGGGGACCCGGAUCGCUCUCGUGGGACCGCUCGCACUGCUCGUCGACCUCCGGGAAGCGGUUCCACGGGAUCCGAACCGGGACGCGCGUCGCGACGCCCUUUGGCGAGGGCACCGUCCGARCGAUUCGGUGGCGCCGGGACGACGAAACAAGCGACGGCAACGAAACGAACACAAAGACAAAGACAACUAACACGGCAGCCGUGGAAAUCGAGAUGGGCAAUUGGAARCUGGCAAACGACMAGUCUCCGGUGGUAUACGUCAACRCCGUCCUUCCGGAACGCGCCGAARGCACCGAAGCAGCGGAUCCGAACCGGGAUUGCGUCGACCCCUUCCUCCUGGAAGACGUCUUGUCCCGGACCAGGGACAUCCGGUCCGUGCAAUCGGUGGAAGCGGAGGCAAUUCUGCGAGAUGCCCCGCGAACGCUGGCUCUGGAUGCCAGCCCGGCUUUUGUCCUGGCCAGCGGGCGGGCCGUAGAAGGCAUGCUCCAGAGCGGGGUUGCGGAUUACCUCGAGUUCAAAACCGUGAACGGCUUGUACUGGCUGGAGCACGCCGCGGCAAAGGAUGCGGGMAAGCGGCGGARCAGGACCAAGACGACCGACACGAACAAGGACAAGGACGACAAGAAAACCGCURUCGGCGACGAACCCAUGGUCCUCUCCCGCGUCCCCUGCAGCAAGAACGACAUUUUUGCCACAAAAUUGCUGGCCCCGAUGGAGAAGCGCCGGUUCAUGAAGUUCAUUCAGCUGUGCAUGGACUACGCGACAAAGAUGACCGUAGCGGAAGUACUCGAGCAGAACGACGACGACGACAACGAAGAAGAGGUCCAGUCCCUCAACGAGCGCCACCUCAACCAGGGACGCUCCCUGGCCCGACCACAGAACAAGGCGGUGGACGCGACCGAGCUGCAAACCCUGAGGGAGGCCAUCKACAACGAAUCGGUGUCCUUUGACGACUUUUUGGCGAAGCACCACAAGCUCUCGCCAAAGCUGCGGUCCAUYGUCCGGUACGCCCUGGCAUGGGAGACGACCGCCUCCAGCACGAGCCUCGAGGGGGGCAUGGGGGCACUGCGGAAACACCUGCAGGCCCUCGGACGGUACGGAACCACGGCCUUUUUGGUUCCCCUCUACGGGACAGGAGAGCUCUCGCAGGCCUUUUGCCGGUCKGCUGCCGUCUUUGGUGCCACGUACCUYCUGCGGCGGGACGUCCUGGCCGUUCGGGUCGAAACCGCCGMCGACGASACCGCGAGCGAACCCGCGAAGCACGUGGAGGGAAUCGUCUUGUCCACCGACCAGUGCCYGGCAGACGGAAACGACACCGGAGAAGACCCGCAGCACCAGCCACAGAACCCCRGGACCAAGACCGUCAAGUGCUCGCAGGUAGUGGUGCCGAUCAACGCGAUGGAUCGAGGUUUCUUUCGGCAAAACGGUGGGGAGACAACCACCGAUCGCCCGCAAAAGCGAAUCGCGAGGCGAAUCAGCGUGCUGAAGGGCAGCGUCGUCCCAUCCGAGGACGGAGAACAGCGCCACGUGGUGUUCGUUCCCCCAGACACGGUCGGCAACGAUCAUGYCAUCCACGGCGUGGUGCUGGACAGCUCCGCGCACGUUGCCCCCCGGGGAUACACCCUCCUCCACCUCACCACCACCGUGGAAGACGGAACCGCUGACACCGGAUCCGCUGCCGCCGUUCUCGAGCGCGCCCAGGCCGCGGUCCUCCGCUCGAAGCCCCCCACGGCAACGGGUGCCGGGUCACCGGGAGAGCCCCCGGUCGAGGUCUAUCACGUGUCGUUCAACCAUCCCUGCCGAGAUCCCGAAACCGCCGGGAGGGACCGCCUCCCGAGCGGCCUCCACCUCUGCAGCCACUCGGGCCAGGCACUGACCGCAGACGCUGCCUUUGAGCAGGCGGAAGCCAUUUUUUCUUCCAUCUGUCCCGGCGCCCGGUUCCUCGGCUUGUCCAGUUCGAUCGACGAGGUCAUCCGCGAGCGUGCCGAGGAAAAGUACUACGACGACGAGGAAAAGACCGCUCUCGAAAGCGCGGUUGGGAUGAUCGGAGACGCCUCUGCCGAUGCCAAUGGCAGCACUGCCGGCACACCCUGACGAGAGCAAUGCUAGUAUGCAUCGAACACGAGCAAUGCAACACCCCUCCACGGUGCACGCAGCCGCGCCGGCCUUUGCUGCUUUGCAUCGGCUGCACGCCGUUUUACCGACAAAUUCCGUCCUUUGGUUCGGCAUAGGCCGAUUGCAUUGUGUUUCCUUGAUAAGGUCGAUCAGUCGACUUGAGAUAGUACUUCCAUAACGCCCAUUAAGGUUCUUGUAGUACAGUAUUUGCAUAGGUACCC